This is a messenger RNA of Musca domestica (house fly), 3769 nucleotides long. RefSeq names its product soluble guanylate cyclase 88E (gene Gyc88E). Gene Ontology annotation, cellular component: guanylate cyclase complex, soluble. The record is from RefSeq and is a predicted model, not a curated record. The coding region runs from base 504 to 3716 and encodes 1070 amino acids. Gene Ontology annotation, biological process: cGMP biosynthetic process; response to oxygen levels; nitric oxide-cGMP-mediated signaling. The transcript is spliced from 9 exons. NCBI's taxonomy places the organism in Eukaryota, Metazoa, Arthropoda, Insecta, Diptera, Muscidae. Gene Ontology annotation, molecular function: heme binding; oxygen sensor activity; guanylate cyclase activity.
CAGCAUUAUCAUCAACAUCAAGAGGAGCUGGAACAAAUAUUCUUCUUGAGUCUACUACGAAUUUUCGGGUAUAAGAAUGUGAGUGUGUGAUAAAGAAAAGGGAAAUUAAUUAAGCUCCGCACACACACACAACGAAAGAAUUAUACUCCAGACAGGCACAUAUACAGAACGAGUCAUAUUCAUAGGCAUAAAAAAGGGAAACCCAGUUUCUUCACCAGGCACAACCAGCAACAUCUCGGGCAUCCUUUUUUCCCAGCUCUUUAAUCUAACAUCAUCAAAAAACCGAGAUCCAAACGAAAACAUGUUCUCCCCCAACUUUACGACGGUCAUCAACUUGAUUAUGUUUCCAGCUGGAACAGUAAACGCCUCCAGUUAAGUUCCCGAAACCGUUACCGCCUUGCAACUGUAGACAUUUUUGCCAAGCAAAUAACCCACAUAGGCAGCCAAUCCACCAUUCCGCUUCAGUGGAAACCCGACAAACGACAUUCAUCUUCAUCAUCAACAUGUACGGCCUUCUGCUCGAAAAUCUCUCGGAAUAUAUUAAAUCAGUGUAUGGCGAAGAAAAAUGGGAGGAUAUACGACGACAGGCUGGGGUGGAUUCGCCAUCGUUUAGCGUUCAUCAGGUUUAUCCUGAGAAUUUAUUAAACAAAUUGGCCAAGAAGGCACAAACGGUCCUUGGCGUCUCCGAACGUGAAUUCAUGGAUCAAAUGGGCGUCUAUUUCGUCGGCUUCGUCGGGCAAUAUGGCUAUGAUCGUGUGCUCUCUGUGCUCGGCCGUCAUAUGCGUGAUUUUCUCAAUGGCCUUGAUAAUUUACAUGAAUAUUUGAAAUUCUCCUAUCCACGAAUGCGAGCACCCUCUUUCAUUUGUGAAAAUGAAACGAAACAAGGUCUCACCCUGCACUAUCGUUCGAAACGACGUGGUUUCGUCUACUACACCAUGGGUCAGAUACGUGAAGUUGCCCGUUAUUUCUAUCACAAAGAGAUGCAUAUUGAGUUGGUGCGUGAGGAGAUACUUUUCGAUACCGUACAUGUCACCUUCCAGCUGACAUUUGAUAAUCGAGCUUUUACCCUGGCCUCGCUGGCCAUGACACGCGAGGAGAAACAUUUGCCAAUUAGUGCCCAUGUGCUAUUUGAGAUAUUUCCAUUUUGUAUUGUUUUCGGUGCCGACAUGGUUGUACGCAGCAUUGGAAAUUCCUUGAUGGUCAUAUUGCCAGAUUUGCUGGGCAAAAAAAUCACAGCAUGGUUCGAUUUAGUACGUCCAUUGAUUGCCUUUAAAUUUCAAACGAUUUUAAAUCGCACAAAUAAUAUCUUCGAAUUGGUAACAGUUGAGCCAGUAACCGACCGUCCCGAAAAUCAAAAAUCCAAUGAAAUGCUAUUGCAUGAAGAUGGCUCCGAGCCGGAGAAAUCGUUGCGGCUGAAGGGCCAAAUGGUUUACAUGGACAAUUGGCGCAUGAUUAUGUUUCUGGGUACGCCGGUAAUGCCUGAUUUAAAUGCCCUGAUAACAACGGGCCUCUAUAUCAAUGAUUUGUCCAUGCAUGAUUUCAGCAGAGAUCUCAUGUUGGCAGGUACCCAACAAUCGGUUGAAUUGAAAUUGGCCUUGGAUCAGGAACAACAGAAAUCAAAGAAGUUGGAAGAAUCAAUGCGUAAGCUCGAUGAAGAAAUGCGUCGCACGGACGAGUUGCUGUAUCAGAUGAUACCGAAACAGGUGGCAGAUCGGCUAAGGCGUGGCGAGAACCCCAUCGAUACGUGUGAGAUGUUCGAUUGUGUCUCGAUUCUGUUUUCGGAUGUUGUAACCUUUACGGAAAUCUGCAGUCGCAUUACACCCAUGGAAGUGGUGUCCAUGUUAAAUGCCAUGUAUUCGAUAUUUGAUACCCUGACCGAACGUAAUACCGUCUAUAAAGUUGAAACCAUUGGUGAUGCCUAUAUGGUGGUGGCCGGUGCACCGGAAAAAGAUCCAAAUCAUGCUGAGAAGGUAUGUGAUAUGGCCUUAGAUAUGGUUGAUGCCAUUAAAGACUUGAAAGAUCCCUCGACGGGUCAACAUUUGCGAAUACGUGUGGGGGUGCAUUCAGGCGCCGUCGUCGCUGGAAUUGUGGGUUUAAAAAUGCCGCGAUAUUGUCUCUUUGGAGAUUCGGUAAAUACCGCCUCACGCAUGGAAUCAACAAGUGCCGCCAUGAAGGUACAUAUCUCCGAAUCCACCAAGGAAUUUCUGGGACCCAAUUAUCGGGUAACGGAGCGAGGUGAAAUCGAUGUCAAGGGUAAGGGUACCAUGAAAACCUAUUGGUUGGAUGAGCGGGAAAAUCGUAAACCAUUGCAGUUGUCACCGGCCCAACUGCUGCCUGUAUCGACAUUUGUACCACCACCCACAACGCCGGCUGUUAUUAUGGCCAAGGCUCCCGCAAGGGCCAUAAUGCCGGCGCCCACAGUAUUACCUAAGGAAAGAGAACGGACCAUGGUAACCGGGCCCACAGUGGCCGCAACCAGCUCAACAACUUCCACUGUGGCAAAGGUGGCAAAUAGUUCCGAUGCAGAACAGAAUCCUGGUGCUAGCACAGAGGAACGCAGCCGCAUCUAUUCCCCGGUGACAUUUAAGGAUGUGGCCCGACGCAGCAUUGCCAAUUCUCCGGUACGCAGCCUAUAUGGCAGUGCCUCGGCGGGUUUGGGCGAAAAGGGUCGAGAAUCACGUUCGAAUUCAACGGGUCAUGUAUUUAUGCGUUCACCCAGCGAUGUAUUUGGUAGUUUGAUUUUGGACACCGAAGAAUUCCUUGAAGAUCUACAAAUGUCGCGAAGUUCCUUGGCUAACAAUUCCCAAUGUCCUUGUAGUCCCAUACCACCAUUCCGUAUUGGUAGUGCUCCGCCCAAGCCUCGACCCACCAAUCCAGAUCAAUUUACCCCCGAAGAGUUGGCAGCCAUGGAACAGAUGACACCACCCUCAACGGCACCGGCUCGUGAGACAGCCACCUAUCACAUGAAGUCAUCGGCAUCAACAACAAGUUUGAGUAUGGAAAAGCCGACGGCGAAGGCAAGGUUAACCAAUCAAGCAGCUGCAGCCAUGCCACCGCGUGUCAAAGAAGUAAAGCCUGCCAAUAAAGCCCCCGUGUGUAAUACCGCCCCCACGGCAGCGUCGGGCGCCACACCCAAAAAUACCGCCUUCACAAAUAGUCGCACCACCUCGAAAGAGUCAAUUUCAAUGAGUUCACCACCACCAAUGCGCUCCAUGUCCGCACCGCUGCCAAUGUCAAAGGCGGCACGCAAGGCAUUCCUGGCAGCCAAACAGACCAAGGCCAUUGAGAAAUUGGACAAAAUGAUUGAAGAGGUACAGGAAAAUGAUGCCCAGCUAAAGGCAUCGCAGAGUGCAAGGCUAAAUGAAGUCUUUGGAGAUCGCAUUGCACCGCAGGGCGGUAAUGCUUCUGUCAUGGAUAUGGGUGGGGGUUGUCCAUUGUUUUUGCCACCCCCACCCAGGCAUAUGGGCAAUUCAAUUUCCGACUCCAACAUUUGUAGUCAUGGUCACAGUCAUGGCCAUGCCCCCACCAUACAUCAUGCACCGUGUCAUCAUGUCCACGAGCCUUCCUCCAGCAAAUUGUCAACCAGUCAUAGUUUUAGUCAUGCUCGCCACUCGGCCGCCAUCCAUCCCUGCUGUACGGGAGCAGCGUAUGCUGGUCAUUCCGGAAAUGGUCGUCAUUCACAUCGCAUGCACUCGAAUGCCUGUCACAUACUGUAGAUCAAUAAAAUGCAGUGGCAUGACCACCCACCCAGCUCUUUUUGGAGAAACUU